GUCCUCCACAAUAAGUCUCGCGCUCAUCAUCGGGUAUUGCUUGAAGCUCUGCGUCCAGCAGGAAUGCAUGAAUCUGAACUGUUGGCCUCUCCUGAAGACUACAUUGACUACUACCAACAUCAGGUCCACUGGGUUGAUUCGCCAGCAGUCCCAUUCAUCGCAGUUGGUGGACAAACCCGCCUUAUUCAUCUGGAACUCAAAUUAAAUGAUUAUCUGCCAGGAGGAAGUGAAAAAGAACCUCUAAUAAACUUCUCAAAAUGUCAUCAGAUUGCUGACUUGAAGGAGCACUAUCUCUCUUUUCAAAAUAUCCCCUUCAACUUGCAACCCGAUCCUGUUAUACAGGAUUUUUUGAAACAACUCGACCCUCACGCCCUAGCCGGUGUCAAAGAUGAGGCAGAAUUUGAGGAUCUAAUGUUUCAGCAGUCCCUCUGUAUUCAACCUCGUGAAGGAACCACCCCUAAUCUAUCGAACUUCCCCUCUGCUGAAAGUUCAAUGAACCGCCAGCUAACUGCCACAGAACUUCGAGUUGGUAACCUAAUUAGCGCGGCGCCGAUUGAUGUGAAUAUGAAGACUGGGUUUAAAGAGUUUAGGCAGCUUAUUGCUAUAACGUCCAUCUCCCCGGACGCUAAAUUUGAUUUUGCUACCUCCGCCAAUUCAGUUCUACUACCGAAUCGGACACCAUCUUGCGGUAGUCUUGGUCGUGGCCUAAAGGUGCGGGACCAAUUGAGUGCAUCCUGUUCAGCUUCCUCAACUGAGUGCAGCAGUCGUGUAUCGCCAGCCCUGCACAUCGAGCCCGGUGCUCCGCCCCCACUCCCACCGAAACCAACUGUCGUCUCUCUGCAUGCCAGUCCCUUGCCAGUUGGUGAAUGGCGAGAUGUGUUUGCCAGUAACUCGGAGCACAUCGAUGUCACCGAUUUUACCACUACUGUGGCUGCUCCUCCUCUUCCUCCUCGAGCGAGUGCUUCACCGUCAAUCGAUAGAAUUAUGGAACUAUCCCCUCGUCCAUUGGAAGAAUGCCAUCAGUGUUCUAGGAGUGCAAACCCUACCGCCUCUUUGGAACGACGGUGUCAGUUAGGUGGGCCAGUUGACGGCCGACCCCCACCACCUCCUCCGAAAACUUCGACAAGUCACUUCAGUACCUCCCUUCAUUCUAAUCCAACUGAUGGUAAUUCUCCUAUCUAA
Molecule: messenger RNA, 1182 nt
Organism: Rodentolepis nana
Lineage: Eukaryota; Metazoa; Platyhelminthes; Cestoda; Cyclophyllidea; Hymenolepididae
Source: the annotation of a GenBank genome assembly